Neolamprologus brichardi is the source of this 3246-nucleotide messenger RNA. The record is from RefSeq and is a predicted model, not a curated record. Lineage: Eukaryota; Metazoa; Chordata; Actinopteri; Cichliformes; Cichlidae.
AUGGGGCUCACUGUGCUCAGCGUGCUGUCCUUAUUCUUGCUGAAUAUUACCCUCUGCUGUGGAGACGCUCAAGAUGCUGAGCUGAGCCUUAAACCAAACGUGUCCCAUUUAUUUGCUGGAGAGUCUGUAACCUUCUUCUGUGACAUGAGAGAGGGAAAUGCCACUGACUGGCUUUACAAAUUCAACUGGAAUGCUCAAGAAAUGGUCCACUUUAGUAAAAGUAGAUCCUACUUACUUUACCUGACAGCAGAGCUGAGUGGGAAUUAUCAAUGUAUUGGUCGCCACAAUGGCUUGAAAGAUUUUACAAAACGGAGUAAUAACCUGACUCUGUCCAUAUCAGCACUCAGACCCACGGCGACUAUAACAGCAGACAGGACAACUAUUCCAGUGGGGGGCUCGGUGACACUGUCCUGCUCUGUUCAGGGCUCUGCUGGCUGGACAUAUGAUUGGUUCAGACAAGUACCAGAUUCUCGUGAAGUAGCAAUUAAUACGAACAGUUUGCAGAACUUCAUUAAUGUCUCAGACGAAGGCAUCUAUCGGUGCAGAGGAAGAAGAGGAAACCCAGUUUUCUUCACAAACCUCAGCAAAGUGUAUCACAUUCAGAAAACAUUGUCCAACAGGGCCUUUGUGACUCUGCAACAGAACUGGACUCAGAUAUUCAGCGGUGAGAUGAUCACCAUCAAGUGUGAGAUCCAAGGAGGAGAAAACACUGAGUGGCAGUAUGAAUGGAGAACAACAAGCUCAAAAACACCUCCCACACACAGUGAAUACAACAUCAGCAGUGCUUCAUUUUCCUACAACGGGCAAUAUUGGUGUAAGGGUAGAAGAGACUUGUUCUUCUCAACAGUUUGGAGUGAUGCUUUUACACUAAAUGUCUCAAACAAACCCAGACCCACAAUUACUGCUGAAAGAAGAACUAUACCAGCUGGAGGCAAUGUAACACUCAGCUGCUCUGUGGGGAGCUACAAUGAGUGGAAAUACUUCUGGUUCAGACGUGCCUCAGUCUUUUCAGAAAUUCAGGUGAUUAGAAACAAAGAACCAGAUCAAAUGAUCACUGUCACACAGGGAGGUAUCUACUACUGCAAGGGAGGGAGAGGAAACCCAGUUUUCUUCACAGAGGACAGUCAUUCAAUUACUAUUGAAAAAAGAGUUUCCAACAAAGCAGUUGUGUCCCUGGAUCCCAGCUGGCCUCUGAUAUUCAGUGGCGAGAAGAUCACUGUUAGAUGUCAGAUUUCUUUAGGUGGAAGCACUGAGUGGGAGUAUGAGUGGAGCAAACCCGACUCAAGCACAGUUCUUGCAAAUGAUGCAUACUUAAAUCUUAAUGCAUCUGUGAUCAGCAGUGGAAGCUACAGGUGUAUGGGUAAAAACAAACAGGAGCUGUAUUCUGUGACAGAGUGGAGUGAUGUCAUCACACUGACAGUCUCUGGAAACAGACCAAAGGCCAGCAUCAGUGCUGACAACAGAGUCUUUCCAGAAGGUGAUACAGUCACCCUGACCUGCUCUGUGACACCAUCUACUACUGGUUGGAGUUACUACUGGUACAGAGGCAAGAAAACCUCAGAACCACUGACGAUGGCAGAAGUUGUUCUCCACUCUGAUGGACAAAUCGGUGUAUCACAGGAAGGAGACUAUUGGUGCAGAGGAGGACGAGGCAACCCAUUUUACUACACAGACUACAGUGAUGUGAUCAGUAUUAAAAAAACUGUUAGAAACAGGCCUGCUGUGACUCUGCAUCCAAACUGGCCUGAGGUAUACAGCGGAGAGACAAUCACUUUGAAAUGUGAGAUCCCAGGAGAAGACACUGAGUGGGAUUAUGAGUGGGCAACAAGCAGCUCACAUCAACCUCCAAACCAAAAUGAAUACAAGAUUAACUCUGUUUUUACAUCACACCAUGGGCACUACUGGUGUAAGGGCAGAAUGAGAAGUGCACAACAGAAUUCAACAAUGUGGAGUGCAUCCUUUGACCUAAAGAUAGUUUAUGAACGUCAUCCUGUCCUCACUGUGUCUCCAUCAUGGCUGAGUCCUGGAGCCUCAGUAACUCUGAACUGUGAUGUUGAACAUCCGUCUGCAGGAUGGAGCUUCUACUGGUAUAAAGUUAUUAAACAGGAGUCAGGCAUGUAUCACCCCUACCACUAUUACCCCUAUGACUAUUACUCCAGACACAGACACUGGAGACAUCAUAAUAGAAUUAAUCGCCUCUACAAGUAUGAAUUAUUACCUGGAAGCAUCAGUGGGACUGCACAGGACUCCUACAUCAUUCAUGGACAGACACACACAGCAGGAUAUGUGUGCAGAGCUGGAAGAGGAGACCCAGAGUAUCACACUGAUCACAGUCAACCAAAGUUUGUCUGGUCUGCAGAUUUAAAUUCAGCAGCCUCUCUCACAGUCAGUCCUAACAGAGUGCAGCACUUCAUUUAUGAUUCAGUAACUCUGAAUUGUUCCGGAAACUCUUCUCAGUGGAGAGUGAUGACAUUUACUCAGCACGGAUACCUGAGAAAAUGUGGAGACUUGGGGAUAAUGACUGAAUCCACGUGCAAUCUUCGCUGGUUCCAAGAUACUGUGUCCUGGUGUGAGUCUGAAUCAGGACAGUUCAGCAAUGGAAUCAACAUCACUGCAUCUUAUACUGAUGUGAUCCUGUUGAGCCCUGUCCAUCCAGUCAAUGAAGGGGACUCUGUUGCUCUUGGCUGCAAGUUGAGGACAGGAAACUUCAAUUCCACUGUUGCAUUCUACAAAAAUGGGAAACUAAUUCAAAAUGAUGACCGAGAAAAGCUAAAUAUUCCCGCAGUGUCAAAGUCUGAUGAAGGCUUCUACAAGUGUGACUAUUCAGGGCAUGAGUCACCAGAAAGUUGGAUGUCAGUAAAAGAUACUGAUGUGAUCCUGUUGAGCCCUGUCCAUCCAGUCAAUGAAGGGGACUCUGUUGCUCUUGGCUGCAAGUUGAGGACAGGAAACUUCAAUUCCACUGUUGCAUUCUACAAAAAUGGGAAACUAAUUCAAAAUGAUGACCGAGAAAAGCUAAAUAUUCCCGCAGUGUCAAAGUCUGAUGAAGGCUUCUACAAGUGUGACUAUUCAGGGCAUGAGUCACCAGAAAGUUGGAUGUCAGUAAAAGGAUCCAGAUCUUCACUUUCUGUCUCUCUAAUCACGGGGCUGGUUAGUGGUAUGUCACUGAUUCUCCUGCUGUCCCUGUUGCUCUGUUACCAGCCCAGUCUCAGGAAACCAGUCAGGCUGCUGCUGCAGUUCAAACUAUGA